Danaus chrysippus (African queen) is the source of this 216-nucleotide messenger RNA. The record is from the annotation of a GenBank genome assembly. Lineage: Eukaryota; Metazoa; Arthropoda; Insecta; Lepidoptera; Nymphalidae.
AUGACCGGUGUUAAACGACCUCCCCGCCCGCGCGACCGCCGUGUAAACGACGCUCACGUCAAACUGGGUAUGUCCUCGCAGGGUUCUGUAGUAAAUGGUCGGUGGGUGGCAAGGAACGAAAGAAGAAACCCCUCAGAGUCCCGGAGUGUCCCCCGCAAGGAGCCAAAGUGUAGCUAUCGAUCUGCUCCCCACCAGUUCUUAAUGCCCACUUUGUAG